This is a messenger RNA of Drosophila hydei, 1226 nucleotides long. RefSeq names its product protein atonal. The record is from RefSeq and is a predicted model, not a curated record. The transcript has a single exon. Bases 264 to 1226 code for a protein of 320 amino acids. Lineage: Eukaryota; Metazoa; Arthropoda; Insecta; Diptera; Drosophilidae. Gene Ontology annotation, molecular function: protein dimerization activity.
CAGCUCAAUCCACCACCGCUUGCCAUUGGCUGUUGGUCUGGCACGGCACGUGCUGCCUGUGGCCGAGGUAGGUAGGCAGGCAACUCGUUUACCUGUCCCUCGCUCUGUUCCUCUUACCUGCCCGCCAUGGUAGGUUUUCGUGGAGCGUAUAAAUAGCGCUGCCAGGAUAAGGCCUCAGUCAGACAGUCGCAAGCAGCCACGGCGAACGGUUCAAGUUGUUUACUACACAAUCCUAGUUGAGACUUUAUAUAUAUAUUGCUAACAUGUCGUCCAGUGAGAUAUAUCGCUAUUACUACAAGACCACUGAGGAUUUGCAGGGCUUCAAGCCAGGCGCAGCGGAGCCUUACUUCAAUCCCAUGGCCGCCUACAAUCCGAAUGUGACGCACUAUCAGUUCAAUUGCAAUACGCUGGCCAGCUCCAGCAAUUAUUUGUCUGCCAAUGGCUUCAUCAGCUUUGAGCAGGCCAGCUCCGAUGGCUGGAUCACCUCUUCGCCGGCCAGCCAUCGCUCCGAGAGUCCCGAGUAUGUUGAUCUGAAUACCAUCUACAACAAUGGUUGCAAUGGCUUGCCGCAGGCCCAGCAGUUUGCACUGCCACUGGAGCAGCCGGCGCCGCCAAUGCCAGCAACUGCAGCACAGCCAGCCAUGGAGAUUAUGGGCUCACCCAAUGUGGGCACUUGUAAGACUCUGCCAGCCGCAGCGCCAGCGACCAAGCCCAAGCGCAGCUACACGCGCAAGAACCAGCAAGUGGCAGCUCCAGUCAACGACACUCUAAGCCAAACCAACUCAGCUCAGCCCGCGUCCAAUGUCCAGCUCUAUGGCGAUGACUUUCAGAGCUUUGAUUUUGACAAUUCCGCUCUGUUUGAUGACAGCGUGGAGGAUGAUGACGAUAUGAUGCUCGACUUCGACGAUGACUUCGAUGGCGAGGGCAACGAUGGCUCCUUUGUGCUGGGCGAUGGCGACAGCGAGGAUGCAGCGGGCAAUCCCAAUGCGACAGCUACAGGCGCCGGCAAGAAGCGUCGCAAUAAGCAAAUCUCGCCCGUGGUCAAGCGCAAACGCCGCCUGGCAGCAAAUGCACGCGAACGCCGCAGAAUGCAGAGCCUCAAUCAGGCCUUCGACCGACUGCGCCAGUAUCUGCCCUGCCUGGGCAAUGAUCGCCAGCUGUCCAAGCACGAAACCCUCCAAAUGGCCCAGACCUACAUCACAGCUCUGGGUGACCUGUUGCGCUAA